AUGAGUAGGGUAGUGGAUUUGAAUAUAGAUCCAGAUAAAUGGAAUACUCAAACUUCAAAUAAGAUUCAUGGAAGCAGAUAUGAACAUGCUUUUGAAGGUUAUAUUAAAUAUGAAUACUAUAUUUCAUCUUCAAACUCAUUGUUUAAAUUAGCUUCUCUAGAGUACAAUGGACACAAACUCAAAUUUCCGUCUCCUACUACUCUCAUUCUAAAAUUUUACACUUACUUCACAAAUAAUAAUAUCCUAUUGGCAAUACAGAUAAGAGGUGGAAAAAACAUCUAUUUUACUAAUCCAGACACAGGAAAAGAUAUAAAUGGUGAUACUAAAUUUGAUGAAUUUAUAACUACCAAUAAUACUCCACUUAAUGAGUCCACAGACAUUAAAGAGAUACUAGAUAAUGUAGUAAAAAACAAAGGACUAGACUAUGAGGGUUUAUCUGAUGAUAUUAAGAAAAAACUAUGGAAAGCAAAUGCCAUUACAUUUGAUAUUUCUCAAAAACCUAUUAAGAGUAAGGAAAAACAUGUAACCUACAAGUCUUAUAUCACUGAUGUAGAAGUAACUGUAAUAGAUAGCGGUAAAAUAGCCAAUACAUAUCCAAAGGUACAACACAAAGCUUCUACUCCAUUCUACAUUAGAGGUCUUAAGGAUGCAGGUCGUAAGGAUGUGAAUAUAUAUAACGGUUUUCCAAAUGAUCCACUCGAUAAUUUUACUGUAUACUAUGCCACUUCUGAUAGUAGCUACAAUGAUCCUCUUUUGGUAGUAGUAACUACCCAGGAUAUUAGUAGUACUGAUCAAAGAUUUAUUAAAAGUCAGUAUUACAUUUCAAAGAACCAGGGUAGUACUGAAUGGGACAUUCGUAGAAUUGAAUAUCCUGGUAUAGAUGAUAGCGAACUUAAGGAAAUACUAACUAGUAUUGCAAGACAUAGUAAACUUUAUAUUAACAAAGUGAACGAUAGCGGUGAUCUCCAGAAGAAGCUCACAGAUAUCACAGAAGGUCUUAUCAUUGACUUUUCUCUAGCUACUGGGGAUUCUGGUACAUAUGAUUCUGGUAAUGGCAAGAAGGUUCUCUAUAAGAGGACAAAGUAUGAUGGAUACAGUUCCAUUUGUCAUGCUGAUACGUUUACUAGUUUUAGUAUCAAGGAUAUUAAAGUAACUUCUGAUGUAAGUGUUUCAGGUGUUACACUUCCGACUGGAACUAUACUUUCUAGACUGAGAGUUUUCUACUAUGGUACUGAUAAGACUGAAUAUCCCCUCAUGGUGUACUUCAAAUAUGUUAGUGCUGGGAAGAAAAUGUGGAUACGCAGAUACUAUGGAGAUACUAUCUGGCAAGAGUCUACUGAUCAUUCUCCAACCAGUGACCUAGAUUAUCCUGCCAUUAAGAAAGUCAUUGAACAACUAAAUAUUCCACGUAUUACGAUAGAUCUUUCUCAGACUGGAGAAUAUAUUCCCACUGGAAAUAUCCUGAAGUUAAAGGUUGAUAAGUCUGGAGUUAGUGGUUCCGGCUUCUACAAAUUUGCACAAACUGCACCUAGAGAUCUAGGUUUCAAAAUUAAGGGAGUUACUCACAAGGGAAAUACUCUAAAUGGUAUAAAAUCAAACGACCACCUUGACAGAAUUACAGCCUACUAUGAGGGGCAGGAUCCAAAGAACAAAGAGAACCUUCUCAUGAUUGAACUACUAAAAAAGAGGGGUAAUUCUAAUAUGUACGUAUAUUAUUGUAGAGAAGACAAAGAGUCAGGAUGGAUUGUUAUUCCUAGACAAACUGAGAAACUAGAUGGUAUUCCUCUUACCAGUAAACUCAAAGAGUUAAAAGAGAAACUUGACGCUAAAAAAAAGAAAACAAAACAAGCUGAAGGUGGUGAUAAAGGAGGUACUGAACCUAAUGGUGAAACUGGUAAAGGUGCUGGUGGAGUUGAUAAAGGCGAUAAUAAAGGACAAGAAUCUGCUGGUGGAGGUAGUGCUGGUAAUGAAGCUAGAAAUAGUGAUUAUGUAGAUGCUGAAGCUCAACCUGAUGCUGCUACCCUCCAAUCUUCCAGUAACUCUGGUGCUAUAGCUGGUGGAGUAUUAGGAGCUAUAGUUUGUAUAGUUCUCCUAGCCCUACUCAUUAAGAAAGUUGGACCUUCUGUAAGAGCCCAUUUUGAAACUAGAAAUCCUCCAUUGUAG
Molecule: messenger RNA, 2163 nt
Organism: Theileria equi strain WA
Lineage: Eukaryota; Apicomplexa; Aconoidasida; Piroplasmida; Theileriidae
Exons: 1
Coding region: 1-2163 (720 amino acids)
Source: RefSeq, a predicted model, not a curated record